UCGCCCGACCAAGUACAGAGGGCUCUGUCCGCAUCAGGGAUUCUCCUCCACACCCCAGAAUUUAACCUAUAUCAUACCCCCAAGGAUUAUUUGCCGUCCAUAAAACGGCAAUUAUCACGGCGCUAGCCCCCCUUCCCAGGCCUCUACCAACCAAGUGGCAUGUUUGUUUCGGUCAUGUACUGGCCCUUACCCGUGAGGGAUAGGCAGUGGCGUCCUUGUUCCCAAGCCAGCGUCGUAUUGCAGCAGCAACUAAGCCCAGGCUCUCGCCGGGUCGUCAAGGCUGCUCCAUCCAGGAAUCAACCCGAUGCUACCCCAAGCCACCAACCGUUAUGGCCCCCGGUGGAAUCCUCGUUAGUGUUACAAAGACAUGACGAAGCAGCAUUCUCCUGGCCGGGCUCCGUCGAGGUUGCAGCGGAAACAUUCUGGGGUGUCGCAACACAGAUCAAGGCCCGGACAGAUCGGGGCCAUGGGGCACGAGGUACGAGAUGCGGCCACGAGAGCGAGGCCAGGCCUUCGCUUAGCAAAUGCGGCUCGGAGAUUUCACAGAACAUGUUUUUGGGAAUGCCGUUUCCGGGCCUAGCAUGUUUCCCAAACGGCCCUGUCAAGUGUCAACUCCAAAACCCCCGUACUUUGGGAUGUGCUCCCGAGACCGGUUCAGGAGACAGGGUCAGUCAAACAACCGCCCGCAACGGCACAUUGUCGACAGAUGUCCCGCCAGCAGGGACCAGGGCGUGACGAGAACCCCCUCAAAGGAGCCCCCAUCUGAGCAUCGAGCGGCCUAGUCGGGACAACCGCCUUC
Ilyonectria robusta is the source of this 799-nucleotide messenger RNA. RefSeq lists its product as uncharacterized. The transcript has 2 exons. The coding region runs from base 160 to 735 and encodes 191 amino acids. Lineage: Eukaryota; Fungi; Ascomycota; Sordariomycetes; Hypocreales; Nectriaceae. The record is from RefSeq and is a predicted model, not a curated record.